AUGGCUAACGUCCUAGAGAAACUAUUUGGCUCUCUCGUUUCGGCUAUCGCAUACUGUUUCUUUCGCUAUCAAGAAGACGACCAUAAAAAUAUCAACAACAUCAACUACGACAUGCCCAAGGGUCGACCACUUUCCUUACAGACCGUAGAGCUCAAAGUGAGGAUGUGCUGCACUGGCUGCGAGAGAGUUGUUAGAGAUGCCAUCCACAAGCUUAGAGGGAUUGACUCGGUAGAGGUGGACAUAGAAAUGGAGAAGGUGACAGUGAUUGGGUACGUUGAUCGCAACAAGGUGCUUAAGGCAGUGAGGAGGGCGGGGAAGAGGGCUGAGUUCUGGCCAUACCCCAAUCCACCUUUGUACUUCACAUCGGCAAACAACUACUUCAAAGACACGACCAGCGAGUUCAAAGAGAGCUACAACUACUGGAGGCAUGGGUACAACGUCGGUGACAAGCAUGGCACCAUUCCCAUCAGUCAUCGGGGAGACGAUAAAGUUAGCAACAUGUUCAAUGACGACAACGUCAAUGCCUGCUGCCUCAUGUAAAAUGCAAUCUUUAGUAUUGUAACAAUCUCCAUCGUCGCUUAUCAUAUAUAUGUUUCUUUGUAUAUAUAUGUUUUGUGUAAUACUUAGGAUCUCCCGCUAUAUGCAUGCUUGUUGGUUUGAUUUGAAUAGCUUGUUCUUAUAAUUAAUUAGCACGAUCAUCAUGUGUUGUAUGCCAAUUCUUC
This is a messenger RNA of Ilex paraguariensis (yerba mate), 722 nucleotides long. NCBI's taxonomy places the organism in Eukaryota, Viridiplantae, Streptophyta, Magnoliopsida, Aquifoliales, Aquifoliaceae. The record is from the annotation of a GenBank genome assembly.